Messenger RNA from Botrytis byssoidea, 957 nucleotides. RefSeq lists its product as uncharacterized. Bases 1 to 957 code for a protein of 318 amino acids. The record is from RefSeq and is a predicted model, not a curated record. The transcript is spliced from 2 exons. NCBI's taxonomy places the organism in Eukaryota, Fungi, Ascomycota, Leotiomycetes, Helotiales, Sclerotiniaceae.
AUGGUAUAUCGAUAUGCGUUCAAAGAUGCCACAAACAAUGAGGCGAUUGCGCUUUUGCCCGAGCGAGAAAAGCUCCAGGCGAUUGAGCGCGUUAUCUACAAGAAGCUUUUCGGCGAUGAUCCCACGGAUGAGCAAGACGAUACCGAAGAUGCAAAGUUUACGGCUGAACCCAAGAAAAACGAUGUUUCCGUAUCCAACGACGGUAGAAAUACGGGGAAUGCUGCUACUCCUACCGCCAAAAGGAAAAACGAUACCCAAGAAGCCGGAGACCCAGUCGAUUACAAUACCACAAAUGUGGUUGCCGGCAUCAGUCAUAAAGAUCAAGCCGCAAAAACUCCUCCUCCCGAAGAAAGCCAAUUGACGAAUAGACAGAAGCGGAUCUUAGCAAAGCGAGAAGCACUCAGAUCCAGAAUAAGUCCUACCGCUUGGCAUAGAAUGCAAGAGGCGAAUAAAAUACUCGCUAAAGAAACAGCCAGACGUGACGCAAUUUCGGACAAGCGCAAUGAAUUGCUGAAAAUGCGACCAGGUGGUACAAUACAACAGUUCUCGACAUACGCCCCACCUACCUCUGAAUGCGAGUGUUACUGGCUUGCUGAAGAGGGCGCACAAAUGAAAGAAGUUGAACAGAAAUUGAAUAUCAAAAUCAUGUUUGUCUUUGAAAGAUCUCAUCUGUUUCGUCUUUGGUCCGACCCAGCAGAUUGGGAUGCCUUUGAAAAGGACCCUGUAGAGGGAAUGAGAUUGCUUGCCAGAUGCGAGAAAUUCAUGGAAUUCUGGAUUUGGGUUUUUGUAUCUACAGGUGGUGCAACACAUCGAGUUUCAUUGACUACAUGUCUUGAAUGGUUUUUGCUUGGGGAGGCUUCUCCUGAGUAUAAGGAAUUUACCAGAUUGGGUUCUGCCACGAAACCAAUCAAAGAUGUUGAAGCUAUAGAGGCAUUCAAGAAGGAUGUAGGUACUUGA